Chelmon rostratus (copperband butterflyfish) is the source of this 3578-nucleotide messenger RNA. RefSeq names its product kinesin-like protein KIF23. The record is from RefSeq and is a predicted model, not a curated record. Lineage: Eukaryota; Metazoa; Chordata; Actinopteri; Chaetodontiformes; Chaetodontidae. Gene Ontology annotation, cellular component: nucleus; microtubule; kinesin complex. Gene Ontology annotation, biological process: microtubule-based movement. The transcript has 23 exons. Bases 39 to 2963 code for a protein of 974 amino acids. Gene Ontology annotation, molecular function: ATP binding; microtubule binding; microtubule motor activity.
UCUUGUGUGCGGUGCAGAGGAGUGUAACAACACCAACAAUGCAGAGACCCGGCAAAGGGAAGACUCCUCGGAGGCCCGGCCCAAAAAAGGCAUCCAACAUAGAGAAAGAUCCUGUUGGAGUAUACUGCCGUAUACGUCCACUUGGAGCAGAAGAUGAGGAGUGUUGUAUUGAGAUGAUCAGCAGUUCCACUAUUCAGUUACAUGCUCCUGAUGGCCUUAAAGCCAACCGCAAUGGGGAAUACAAAGAGACACAGUACUCCUUUAAAAAAGUAUUUGGUAUUAAUACCACUCAAAUGGAGCUGUUUGAGGAUGUUGCCAAGCCACUGGUAGAGGACCUCAUCCACUGUAAGAAUGGUCUGCUGUUUACAUAUGGUGUUACUGGAAGUGGCAAGACCUUCACCAUGACUGGCUCACCUGGGGAAGGUGGACUCCUCCCCCGUUCUCUAGACAUGCUUUUCAACAGCAUCGGCCCCUUUCAGGCCAAAAGAUUUGUGUUUAAACCCGAUGAUAAAAAUGGGAUGGAGAUCCAGAGUCAAGUUGAUGCUCUCCUGGAGAGACAGAAGCGAGACAGCCAGCAAUCAGUGCCUAAAACGCCAUCUUCCAGACUGAAGGCUGACCCAGAGUUUGCAGAUAUGAUCAGCUCAGAGGAGGCGUGUAAAUCUGAGAAUGUGGAUGAAGACUGUUGUUACAGCAUCUUUGUGUCCUACAUCGAGGUCUAUAACAACUAUAUCUAUGAUCUCCUCGAAGAUGCUCCAUUUGACCCAAUCAGACCAAAACCACCUCAAUCCAAGAUUCUCCGUGAGGACCAGAAUCAUAACAUGUAUGUGGCUGGAUGCACAGAAGUCGAGGUCAAAUCGACGGAGGAGGCUUUUGAAGUGUUUUGGAAGGGACAAAAGAAAAGGAGGAUAGCGAAUACUCAACUCAACCGUGAAUCCAGUCGCUCCCACAGUGUGUUCACAGUGAAGUUGGCCCAGGCUCCACUUGAUGCUGACGGGGACCACAUUCUACAGGACAAAAACCAGGUGAAUGUGAGCCAGCUGUGUCUGGUAGACCUGGCAGGCAGUGAGCGCACCAGCAGAACCAGAGCAGAGGGAAGCCGCCUCCGUGAAGCCGGUAAUAUUAACCAGUCUCUGAUGACACUGCGCACGUGUAUGGAAGUCCUACGUGAAAACCAGAUGUGUGGAACAAAUAAGAUGGUGCCAUACAGGGACUCUAAAGUUACACAUCUGUUUAAAAACUACUUUGAUGGAGAAGGAAAAGUCAGGAUGAUUGUAUGUGUCAACCCAAAGGCUGAUGAUUAUGAUGAAACUAUGCUGGUGAUGCGCUUUGCAGAGAUGACCCAGGAGGUGGAGGUGGCACGGCCGGUCGACCGGCCAAUCUGUGGCCUUGCUGCAGGACGCAGACAAAGGAACCAGGCCUUCAAAGAUGAGCUGUCACGUCGCCUGGCAGAGCGAGCAGGUCCAAUUAAUGCCGAUGACCCAGAUGUUCUGAAUCAGCUCAUAGAAAGCCUUCCAGCCCUGCCUCCCUGUGAGCUGGUGGACCCAGCCGAUGAUCAGACGUUGCCCCGCCUGAUUGAGGUGCUGGAAAGGCGGCAUCGUAUCCGUCAGAUGAUGACAGAGAAGUUCAACAAAACUGCCAGCACACUGAUGUCCAUGCUUCAGCAGUGUGAAAGUCAGCUCAAUGCAAAGGAGACCUUCCUUCACGAUCAACGAAGCAAACUGAGCGAGAAAGACAAAGUCAUCAUCAACCAGAAGAUGGAGAUAGAACGAUUAGAGAAAAAAUCCAAAACGCUGGAAUACAAGGUCGAUAUCUUGCAAAAGACAACAGGCAUGUAUGAGCAGGACAAACGCUCACUUGAGCAGGAGCUGGAGACUCGGGAGCAAAGGCUGCAGAGAGAGCUGUCAGAGAGAAGGCGCAUGGAGCAGCGCAUGCAGGGCAUGGUGACAGACACGAAACUCAAGUGGGAGAAGGAGUGUGAGAGGCGAGUGAACGCCAAGCAGCUGGAGAUGCAGAACAAGUUGUGGGUGAAGGAUGAAAAGUUGAAGCAGCUCAAGGCCAUAGUGACAGAGAGCAGUGGCGGCGCCGGGGGCAGCGGCUGUCCCAUUGAGCGUCCAGAGAGGCCUGAGAGACCCACAAGGGAGAGAGAUCGCAACAUCGCCCAGAAGAGGUCUGCGUCACCGUCGCCACUCCCUGACUUCAGCCAAACUCCUUUCCACCAAAAUCAAGCCAGUGUUAGGGCAGUUCAGGACCCUUACCCCACCUCCACCUCCACCUCCUCCUCCCCCUCCUCCUCUUCAGCCUAUCCUUCAGUAGCCUCCUGCAUCUCUGAUUGGGAGCAGAGGUUCCCUGUUGGCUCAAGCAGCCAGGCUAGGCAACCUGGGACUCCCCAGCACAGGAGCCGGACUCCCGCCCCGUGCCACAGCACCAGCAGUGUGGGUCGCAGGAGAGGCCAGCGCUGGGCCCCAGAGACUGAGGCCCCUGCUCCGACUCUUGUCUAUGGGCUAGACCUAGUGUACACAAGGAUGGCUCCGCCAGUUCAUCCAAUGCACAGGCGCUCACACUCUGCGGGUGGGGAGAAAUGGGUAGACCACAAACCACACUCUAAUUUGGACCUAGACACUGUGAUGCAGCCAAUCAUACCCAAUGCAAUCAAGGUGUCGACCCCGAACGAGAAAGCUCUUUCUAAAUGCCACAAGUAUGUGCUUAGACAUCAAGAGCUUGCCUCUGACGGGGAGAUCGAGACCAAAUUGAUCAAGGGCAAUGUUUUUAAAACGAGAGGCGGAGGACAAGCUGUGCAGUUUACAGACAUUGAGACGUUAAAACAGGAGUGCCCAACAGCAUCGAGUCGCAAGAGGCGAUCAGGGUCUGGAGAAGGACCAGCUCCAAUGGAGGACAUAGAAAACCGGGCUCCAGUGGCAGGCACAAGUGCAGGCCAUGGGUAUCAAAAACGCAGAAAGCCUUAAGUCGCUGUACACAUGAAGAUUUUGCCUGGCUGUCGGAACAGUGAAGGGACCACGAUGUUAAACUAUGCAUCUUUUUGGCUGUCAGAGCAUUUUUGUAUUAUAUCUGAUCUUACUACAAAUUAUUAGGGUGCAAUUAUAAUUUAAUCAUAACCACAAUGACAUUUAUUGAACAAUUUGGAUUAUGUCACUUGUAAUAUGCUGGAUUAGUGUGCUUUUCUUCCUUUUUAAAUGCUGGAAUUAUUACUUCUUAAAGAUAUUUGCAUAUUAAAUAGCCCAAUAGGAAUAAUCCCUGAUAAAUUUGCCGCCUGCGAUCCAAAGAUUAGAAUAUUUGAGCUUUAGAAUAAUAAAAAAUUUUUGCUUCGUUUUACUUUUAAGUGUCAUCGCUUGCUUUUUCCCCAAGCGGUUGUUCAGUGAUUGGAUGCAUAUGGCUGAUUACAAAAAAUAGAACAGAACACUGUUGUUAGAAAUGUCUAGAACUUUAACUGUAAAUAUUAAGAUGUUAAGGAGGUUUUGUUUGACUCCAUCUUUCGCUGUAAAUACGUAUUAUAACGUCUGUUUUUUGAAGCAACUCCUAAGAUGUGUAGCGCACACUUUUUUGGUGGCAUUAAAUUUAUU